Messenger RNA from Knipowitschia caucasica, 303 nucleotides. The record is from the annotation of a GenBank genome assembly. Lineage: Eukaryota; Metazoa; Chordata; Actinopteri; Gobiiformes; Gobiidae.
AUGGGGGUUGUUUUUUGGGGGUUUAUUUGGUGGGGUAUGUUUGAUGAGGGAUUUAGGAUGGAUGGGGAGGUGGGUGUUGGUGAUGGGGGUGUUUGGUGGUUUGUGGGUGGUAGGGUGGGUGGGGGGUUGAGGUUGUAUGUUGUUAUGUGGGGGUGGGUGUGGUGUGUGGGGUGUUUAGGGUGGUAUGUUUUGGUGGUGUAUGGUUUGAGGAUGGGGUUGUUUUUGUUGUGGUUUGUUGUUGGUAAGGUUUUGGGGGUGGUUGUAUUGAGGGGGUUGAGUGUUGGGGUUGGGGAGGGGGAUUAA